Molecule: messenger RNA, 210 nt
Organism: Acanthoscelides obtectus
Lineage: Eukaryota; Metazoa; Arthropoda; Insecta; Coleoptera; Chrysomelidae
Source: the annotation of a GenBank genome assembly
AUGAGCAUCAUGAACAGCUUCGUCAACGAUAUUUUUCGAACGUAUCGCAGCGGAAGCAAUCCCCGAUUGGCACAUUACAACAAACGUGCCACGAUAACUAGCAGAGAAAUUCAAACAGCCGUUCGACUAUUGCUACCCAGGAGAAUUGGCCAAGCACGCCGUCAGCGAAGGUACCAAAGCCGUAACCAAGUACAACCAGUUUCGAAGUAA